UUUUCGAAAUUUGCCUCGAACGGUCGUGUUCUGUCUCUACACUCUCCUAGCUCUCUCCCGUGAAAGUCGUAAAGUGGAGAGCCAAGUUAAAAGUACAGAAAAAAAUACACAAAAUUAGUUCGUCUGCGGUAGAAAACCAAUUGAAACUGCAAUUGCAAUGCAUAAGAUACGUACGUGAAUUUCGCGCAGUGUUUCUGUGAAAGUUCAAGUGAAAGCUGAAAGUAGAAACAAAGCGAGAAUACUUGCAAACAAACCAAAAAAAAAAAAAAAGAUACAAAGAUACAAAAAGUGUGAGAAAAGAAAAUCAGAAAAAUCAGAAACCAUGGCCAUUUUAUGUCAGCCAAUCAGUUUGACCCUUCAGCUUGCCCCCAUAGUGCCACGCCCACCGCCCAGUGCCUCGGAAAAGAAACGAAUCCGCCGGAAUCUGUUUGGUAGCACCCCCGGGGACCCGGAAAUCGACCAGCUGUUGGCCCAAACGCAAUGCGCGGACCGAAUGUGCGUCAAGGAGCGCUACGGCUUCGAUAUCCUCCUGGUGGAGCAGCGCGAACGGGCGCAGGACGAUGCCUUAAGGGGCAUGAGAUACCCGACCAGCCGGGCGACACCAAGUGCCGAUGCCGAUGACGAGUGCAAUCCGAAGGCCAGCCAAGUGGCGCGGGGCGUGGCCCUCACCGCCCCCGAGAUCUCCGCCAGCGCUCAGCUGAUCCUCCAGAAAUGCACACACAACAACAAAGGCAGCGACAACAGUGCGGAUUUGGCCAACAGCACGAGACAUGGCCAAAAGCCAUAUGCGUUUCAGCCACUAGUCAAAAGCACUUACCGCGUUCGCAAGGCCAUCAACAAGGGGAUAUUGAAACACGGCAAGAAUAGUUACAUCAGCAACAACAACAACAACAAUAACAAUAAUGUGGAUAAUGGUACUAGCGAAUUGGAAGAUAAGGAGCAGUAAUUCUGGAGAAGGACAACGGCGAAUGGCCCCUUGGCGGAGCAACAAUUGCAAUAUAUGAUAUUUAUUGUAAACGUAAUUUUAAUUUCUAAAAUAAUUUGUUUAUUUUUUUGUGUACCCCCCCAAAUGCAAAGAAACUUUUGUGUAUGGAUUGUACGUUUGUUUUAAAAAAGACUUGACGGUCCCAAAAAUUGUUGUUGCUUGCAAAUGAAAAUGAAAAUGAGAAAGCGAAGAAAAAAAAAAAGAAGCCAACCAGAAACAACAACAAAAUAACAACCAGAAAAGAUCGGCGCGCGUGCACGGCCAAAAACAGGCAAAAAACAAUAAUUAUAAUACAUCCGGAUGCAUGGCGAUAUCGAUAUAAUUAUGGAAAUUAUUAAGUUAAAGAUAUGUGUAUGCUAAAUAUUUAUGUGUAAAAAGAAAAUUAUUUGUACAUUGGCAAUACGUAAAUUGUACGCGAAAAAGCGACAGACUUAAAUUGUUAGGAGCAGAUUUACGAUGUAGAUUAAAAUGUAAUUAGGCAAUGCUAAUUUUAGACAAGCGAUCGGCGCCGUGCAUCCAUUAUAUAGACUCUUACCCCCAAUCCAAACCAAUUCAAGCGUUCUCAGCGUGUUUUCGGUGCCUGAUGCACGCGUGUGCCAAAAGUAUUUACAAUUUACUUUGUGUCAUGAUCUCAAUCAUUAAAAACAAUUUUAUUAUUUUGUUUAUCUAAAUGUAAUUAUAAUUGAAAUUAUUUAAAAAUUCUUCUUAGCCCACCCCACACAAAAACACACACUCACCCACACACUUUUACACGCACUCACACUCUAAACUCAUAUUUAUUGUAUGUACAUUAUCGAUGUGACAUUUUAAAUUGUAUGUACUGUCUUAUAUAAUAUUUCGUAUAUUUGGCCAAAUUAUUUCCCCCCUCGAAGACCCCUUUAACUUUAAAAAACUAUUUUGAACAACCAAACUGUGUAUAUUGUAUGGAGCAGUACCAAACUCCAAGCAGCUAAAUGAAAAUGAAAAACCACAAAAACAACUACAACAAAUACUGUGUAUAUUUCCUUAAAACUUUGUAAUACUUAUGCAAACAUGAUGAAAAAAAAAGAACUUUUUUACUGUAACUCUCCAGCGAGAGGAGAAGCGGAAAAAAAAACAAAAACUAAAAAAAAACUCUUAAAAAUACAAAUGUAAAACAAAAAACA
Molecule: messenger RNA, 2130 nt
Organism: Drosophila rhopaloa
Lineage: Eukaryota; Metazoa; Arthropoda; Insecta; Diptera; Drosophilidae
Product: gliolectin
Exons: 2
Coding region: 323-946 (207 amino acids)
Source: RefSeq, a predicted model, not a curated record